Messenger RNA from Pocillopora meandrina, 6482 nucleotides. The record is from the annotation of a GenBank genome assembly. Lineage: Eukaryota; Metazoa; Cnidaria; Anthozoa; Scleractinia; Pocilloporidae.
AUGAAUGUUACAACGAGAUGUCAACCUUUCGUUUCACAACUAAAAGAUGACCGAUCGAAUAAAUCUUUUAUUUUUCUAUCUACAUUUUGGAUAACUUUGCCUGAUCUUUCAGCUCAAGGUUGCAGAGCGCUCCAGUUCGUUUCACCCAGGGAAGGGAAAGCUCUCGUAAAUCACGUGAUCAAGAACGUUUCGGUCGGAAGCUCAGACGUCUGUGAAAUCGAAUGUUACCUUGACAACCGCUGUUUGUCUUACAACUAUGGUGACCAGGGGAAUGUGCGCCACAAGUGUGAGCUGAGCGAUUCAGACCAUAAACAACAUCCUAAUGAUCUCCAAGAACGGCUGGGAUAUAUCUACCGGGGAACCGAGGUACACAUUAUAAAAGUUAAUCUAAGAGAGACUGACUAUAAAGUGUGUCUCACUUUCCGUGGAACCCUUCCAUGCUUAAGUCUUUAACUCCAAGAGAUAGUUAACAUGUAGUAUCUCCCUACAAUAUCAAUACACUAUCCAGCAAACAGGUAAUGAGAAUACUCAAACGUAUCAAGUAGAAGUUGUUAUCUUGACCUAACAGCAAUUUCUCGGAACUAGUUUAAAGGGGAAAUAUCUAUAAAUAGCAACUAGAAGGAAGAAUUUACAACCCUGGGAGUUAACCAACUAUUUUUUGCAUAUUAUUGGGGACCUUACGUAGUAAGAACAGCAACGCUGCGGAACACGUCGCUUGAAAAAAUGAAUUUAUUUAGAAUUUGGCAAAUGGCCGAAGGUGUCUACCAUCUCUUACAGCGCUACAUUUCUGCUUCAGCACAAGGUCUAUGAGCAGCGUUGAGUUCAAAAUAGAAACCUGAAUUAUUGUCUGUCGGGGUUUCUCCUCUCAGAUCACGCAAAUUUUGGUGAUUUCACGUUGCUGUUUUGCAGAGGACGGCAAAGAAAUGUACAAAUUUUUAAAACACACGUGCUGAUCUUUUGGAUAGUCAAAAGAAAAAGAGCCUUUGAUUACCUAAAUACAGUCAGCCUAUAGUACAUGCAUGUACUGAUCAGUCAGAAAAGAAUGGCAUUUAUUUCUUCUCCGACAGAAUGAAUGUUCCAGUAACCCGUGCUCUUUAAAUGGCAAAUGUGUCAUCGAUGUAGCUGACAAUAAAUACCGCUGUCACUGUCAUCCAGGUUACUAUGGAGACCACUGCGAGCAAGGUAAGGAUUGUUCUGCAAUGUCGUGUAUUGAAACAGCAUUUGAGGCAUAUUUUACACAAUAGCAUGUUUAAAGUUUUUAAAUUUUGUUUUGCUUUGUUUUGAUUUCUUCAUGUAACUUUCUGCUUUUCCAUCAUUUUGAUUCAAUUUGAUUCAAAAUAAUGUAUUCAAAAUCGGACUCGAACAGACUCCUUUAAUGUAAACAUUAAACAAGGACAGCCGAGCUAUACAUCGUGACCGCUUCAAAACUUUUUAGUCGAUGGGUGGCUCAAACAAAUCUGAAACUGACAGAAGGACAUUUUAUUCCUAUGAUAAAAGAAUAAAUAUAAGUGAGGUGCUUUUGCCCAGAUUUCUGUUCUUAAUUAUGCAAUUGGUAAGAGUUCUUUAUAAAGUGUGAUUGUCCGAGUCAAAUAUUAGCUAGAGGGACUGUAUUUUUCUUCUCAGUUAUUUUAGUUGAAUGGAAGAAAAUCAGCGAUGCACCAGUUUGCUUCGGAGCGCGUGAUAACAAAUAUGGAGUAUUCACCAUUAAAGAGAACGGGCUCAUUGACACCUUCAAACUCGUUCACGCAAGCGGCUCCGGCGUAAGAUGCAACUAUUAUGCACUGGCAUCCUAUUGGGGUUGUGAGAAUAGACAAGAUGGUCGUGACACCUUACUGACUGUCAUAACUUUCUCGAAUAACACAGCUCUUCCGAUUGCGAGUUACUCCAAGGAAGUUGGCAUUAUGGGAGGGCUUUGUUCGUACUACACGUAUAAGAUCAAUGGAACUACGUCUGAUUCAAAGGAAUUGAUCUUUGAAGGCCUUCAUUCGCCGCUUUGGGUGACAAUCGGCCAAGAGUUUAGAAUAUGGCAUGGACAAGAUCUGACAGGUUGUAGCGAGAUCAAUAACAGUGGUCAAACUUGUGCCGACGUCUAUGCUUGGUACACGCACUAAACCACUCUCAAUGGCAGUUGUACGCACGGAAGGACGGACGUACGAAUAUGAACGAACGACGAAUGAGCGGACGAAAGAACGCGAUGAAGCAAAACAUGUUUUAUUACCUUUGCAAGAGUUGGUGUAAAUCAAAAAUAAAUAGCGAAAGAAAAGCCCAGGUGCAUUUGUUGUUUAACAUAGCAUUGUACAAGACACCGUCACGCAAUCACCCUACCGAUCAAGAGGACAGAGAAGAUUUUCCUCGGGAUUUUUGGGGCCACUUGGUUAUUGAAUUUAGUUAGAACAGCGUCGGUACACCAUCGUAAAACACUCAGGGUCCAAGAAUACCGAUUAGAGAUGCGAGUAGAGAGGGGGGGGGGAUUACACAAUUACAGUGAUACACUAACAAAUUCCAAACCUAAAGCAAUGACAGUCCAGUGCAUCUCGUCGCUCGGGGUGCAGGGAAGUCGUAAGCUUUAAAAAAUUGCAAGAUAACUUUACUUGCCAAAGAAAUAUACUUACGUAGGAUGAUCGAGCAAUAAGAAAUGAUCAUUGCUCUGAUUACCAUGCCCUCUGUAUUUUGGUUGUUCUCCCUCUACCCAGAUGUUUCUUUUAUCAUUCCUGGCCCUGUUGAACUCCCUGCCAAAUCCCUAUAAUUUCCAUUUUUUAUUAGUGUAUCUCCUAUACCUCCGCCGCUCCGACUCAUGCUAUGUUUGAAGCUAGCUUUAGUCAAUACCGUGAUUGGUACAGUUGCUUAUCUUUCUCACGGAGUAGAAUUUUCUAACCCUGCCUACCCCCAGACACCCGCCCGGAGAAAAAAUCGUAUGAAAUGCUUCAUGCAAUUGUCUUGUGCCAAAUAAUGUGCUAAGCUGUGAAUCCACCAGUGAUAAGUUGAAAGUCAUUUGAAUACUUUACAGCUUUUUUCAAAUCAUGCUAUUAGCUGUAAAUGAACUUUCAAAACGUUAUUCAUGCUUCUGAAAUCGCGUCUUUCCAACACGCUGAAACAACUUAAACCAUUUGAAAUCCUUCAUAGUAAUGCAACGACUGUUUUUCAUUGAACAGCGAUUGGAAAUUUUCAUUAACAGAGUCAUGUCAUAAAUAUUUCAAUAAAUUUCUGCUUGGCAAAGGUUGUUUUUUAGUUAGACAUAAAUUAUUCAAGAGGGUUAUGCCUUAAUCUUCUCUUUUUUUCAUUUUUCUGAAGCCAGGAGAGAAGAAUUAUUUGCCAACAAUAAGCAGAGAAGAAGAUAUAACAUCCAUGAAGAUGGGACAAAGAUAUUUUACAGGAAUCGUAUCGUUGACAAUCUGCAGUAUCUGGAUGUUUGGAGAAGCUUUGAAUGGUAAGAAGUUAACAAAAUGAGGAAUCCUCUCAGACAAAAUCGAAAAAUUCAGUCUUUACAGUCUUGCUCCUUAACAAUUUUUGCAAUUUUCUUUCCUUUUUCAAAGGCACGUACGUUUUCUUUUGAAUGUAAAAUAGUAGAGAUAGUUACCUACUCAUUAUAAAAGACAGAAGUAUCGAUGGAAGUUCAAACAAGUUCGGAAGCAAAUGCAUUCAAGCAUGAAAUUAUAUUCUUGUCUAGACAAAGUCCUGUGAAUAACAACUGCAGGACAAAUUAUUAAUUGCUUCAGACCUUGGAAUACAAGGAAGAGUUCUUUGAUAUAAGCGGUAUAAUCUACACUAUUGUCUGAUGUGCAAAAGCAGUGAUCAAAUGUAUAGUUAGUUCAUCAGGAGUCUGAACAACCUUUAAACUUUGGAAUACAGUGUGCUAAUUUGAUAGUAAUUAAGCAUCCUGCUGGGAACUAAACGUUUAAAAAUGAAAAUGUUACUUAACUUGCAAAAAAAAAAUCUGGUUGAAUUUAACAAAUUCAAACAUUACUAAGAUGUUUCAAGGGGCCAGGAAAUUAUCUCAAGAGGAUAACUGCAGUCAGCAAGCAGAAACGGCUGCUACGUAAACUUGUAAAGGAGCCGAGUCUCACCUUCUUGGCGAGGCCGAACUUUAUAAGAAUUGCAAGAAAGAAACGAGGCCAACAUAGAGUAAACUCAGUUUUUCGAAAAAGCUUGCUUAAUUAGAAUUUACUCUAUGGCUAAAAUAUUGCGCCAACAAUUUCUCUUUGUUGUCAAGAAAAGUUAAUGAAUCCUAGAAAAUCAAUCUUAAAUUUAAGCGAUCUUCAAAAAAUUCAGGCCUAUGAGGGAGAUGAACCCACGACCUUUGCCGAUACCGGUACAAUGCUCUACCAACUUUGUUUCACUAUGACCUGAGUAGUGUUCAUUUCUGUGGAGAUCACUCAUACUCAUUUAAUAACCCGCAGCUCACGCAUAAGAUUUUCAUAAAAUCACAUUCAUUAAAAAUAAAUUUUGUAAAUUUGAUCAGCUCCUGCUUUAAUCAUAGUAGUUGCGGGCGAGCAUUUUCUUCCACGAUUUUUAGGAUUUUUUAACGCGAAUAGCUUUGGAGAGAAGAAGAAAUGUCUUCAAUCUACCGAGGGUAUUUGUGUGAACAACUUCGAGGUUGAAAUCAGUGCAAACUCACCUCCACGAUUAAGGCUCCCGCUCGAGAUUUGUAAGAAAGGUCGAAAUUGCUCUCUGAAUUUGAAAAGUUGAUUGAUCAGGAGAAGUUUCUUCGAAAAGGAAAAACAAUUAGAUGAUGCUGACAAAUUCGUAUAAUUAUUAAUUAAUGUUACACCGAAAAUUUCAACUUCUCCGUUUCACAAUAAAAGAUGACCAACCAAAUAAUUCAUUCAUUAUUUUCAGCUACAUCUUAGAUAACUGUGCCUGAUAUUUCAGUUCAAGGUUGCAGAGUGCUUAAGUUCGCUUCACCCAAGGUAGGAAAGGCUCUCGUCAAUCACGUGAUCAAGAACAUUUCAGUGGGAAGCCCAGAUGUCUGUGAAAUCGAAUGUUACCUUGACAACCGGUGCUUGUCUUUCAACUAUGGUGACCAGGGGAAUGUGCGCCACAAAUGUGAGCUGAGCGAUUCAGACCAUAAACAACACCCUCGUGAAUUACAGCAACGACUGGGGUUUAGCUACAGAGGAACUGAGGUAUUUAACUGCUAGCAAAUGCUGAUGAAAUUAAAGUAAUCUACAGUGCCCUUUGUGCAUGAUGGUAUUGCCCCCAUGAUGCAACGAGAUAUGAGUUACAACCAUAUACUCGAUCUUAAUGGUGUCUAUAUUACAUUAAAUCUCGUUGUGUUAGACUCAUUGCCGUUUUUCUUUUUUCUCAAUCUACAUUAUCAACGACAAAUGGUACAGAAAAUUCAGGAAAUUCUUGUAAACACCGGCAAGAAAACAGUUUUUUAUGUAACCCUCACAAUCCAACGGUUCCGUCACCGAAAGCAAGCGGUGAUUACACCGGCAAAAUCGAUCCAUUUAUUCUUAAUUACAAUGAAAAAAACCAAGCAUAACGGAAAAGAUGAAACAAAGACUUCACCUCUCGGAGUAAGAUUACUUUUAUUUGUUACGUAACAAGGCGCGGUUUGAUCAUCAGAUCAAACUAAUACAUCGUACACGCUGAUGCUGAAUCAAGUUAAAAGAGAGUGUUGCUUAUUCAUGCUUCAUUUUUCAUAUGUAACAGAACGAUUGCUCCAGUAACCCGUGCCCUGAAAAUAAAAAGUGUAUCAUCGAUGUGUCUGAUAAUGAGCACCGCUGCCAAUGUUUCCAAGGUUUCUCUGGAGAACAUUGCGAGCCGGGUAAGAAUGUUUAAUAUGGCUGAGUUGUUCAUAAAAAUUUGGGGAGGGGGGGAGGGAUGGGAGGUAGGGGGUUCUCGCAUAGCGAGCUUAUUACUUAGUCUUGUAUUUAGACCUCUCACGGCCAAGCGGUCGUAAUUUCAGCAGCGAUUACACGGUAGAAUCUGGGUACGAGAUUACUCAUUACCUCAUAGAUGCUUCUAGGACUCAAUUUGUCUUCUUUUCCUUAGACAGAACAGGUGGAUGGAGGAAAAUCAAUGAUGACCCAGUGUGCUUUAGCGCGCUUGAUGACAGAUACGGAGCAUUCACCAUUAAAGAGGACGGGUUUAUCGACUCCUUCAAACUCGUCCAUAGACGCGGCCGCGGCAUAAAAUGCAACCGAAAUUUCCCGGCUGCCUAUUGGGGUUGUUUAAACAGAAAUAAUGAGCCUGAUAUCUUAACUACUGUCAUAACUUUCUCGAAUAACACUGCUCUUCCGAUUGCGAAUUACUCCGAGACAAUUAGCGACACUGGAGCUUUGUGUCGAUACUACGCAUACAGGAUCAGCGGAGUUGACGUGAACUCCAAGGAAUUGAUCUUUGAGGGCCUUGACUCACCGCUUUGGGUGAAAAUUGGUGAGGAGUUCAGGAUUUGGCAUGGACACGAUCUUGUGGAUUGCGAUGAAGAAAACAACAGCGGUCACACAUGUGCUGAUGCAUACGCUUGGUAUUUCUAG